Brassica oleracea var. oleracea is the source of this 2423-nucleotide messenger RNA. Its product is annotated as cyclin-dependent kinase G1. Lineage: Eukaryota; Viridiplantae; Streptophyta; Magnoliopsida; Brassicales; Brassicaceae. Bases 395 to 2233 code for a protein of 612 amino acids. Gene Ontology annotation, molecular function: cyclin-dependent protein serine/threonine kinase activity; ATP binding. The record is from RefSeq and is a predicted model, not a curated record. Gene Ontology annotation, cellular component: nucleus. Gene Ontology annotation, biological process: regulation of mitotic cell cycle; protein phosphorylation. The transcript has 3 exons.
GACGUUUGAAUACGCGUCUUUGAGCCUCCUCGAAUAAUUUAUUUAGAGAGAGAGAGAGAGAGAGAGAGAGGCUUCACGAGGUUGCUCGUAGAUCGCGUCGGCUCGUAGAUCGAACGUCCUCCGUUCUCUUAUCCUCCGUCCGGUAAGACCUUCCGGAACUUGUGUGUAUCGGAGGAGAUCAAGGGGAAAAAAAAAAACUUAUCGCCUUCCUGGAAAAUUGAAUUUUUUUUCCUUUGAUUUUGAUUUCGUUCGAGUCUUUUCUGAAUUGAUCGAUCGAUCGAAUCUGCUUAUCGUGAUUUGAUUUGAUUUGAUUCUCUAGGAUUUCGUUGAUUUCUCUCUGUUAUCUCUUUGAUUUUUCUUGUGUACGAUCAAUUAUCUCAUUGAGAAGAAUACGAUGGCGGCAGGGGGAGGAGUUGACGUCUCUAGAAGUUCUCUUUCCGUCAAAAAAGACUACGACUUUUACAGGAACGGUGAUGGUGAGAGGCGUCGUCAAACCAAACGGCCUAACGAGCAAGAUCUCAGGAGGAGUGAUGUUCGUAGUAGCCGAUCACUGUUCGCUUCUGAGAAAGGGGAGGAGGGUCAGAGACCCCCUGAGAAAAGGAGGAAGUUUUCACCGAUCUUGUGGGACGUAGAAGAUAAAGUGGCUAAAGCUCCGUCUAGGGAGAAGAUGAAAUCUACUUUCACUAGUCUGACUACAAAUGUGACUCUUACUAGGAAGACUUCUUCAAAGGAUCAGGUCAACGUUGUGAUGUCACCAGAACCUGUUGAAGCUCAGGGGCCUGGGAUACUUAAUCAGGAUGUUGAUUUAACUUUUGCUAGGAAGACUUCUUCAAAGGAUCAGGGGCCUGUGAUGUCACAAGAACUUGGUGAAGCUCAGCUGCGUGGGGUGCAUCCUGUUGAUGAAUUGGAGGAGGGUCAGUUGGAGGAAGAACAGAAGGUGAAGCAGGAGGCAUCACCUGUUAAGAAAUCUAGAUGGGAGACGGGUUUAACUUCCCACAAAGAGGAGUUAAUAUCUCAUGCUGACGAUGUUGUUCCCAAGACCAGUAGAUGGAACAGGAGCAGUUUGAGUCCGGAGUGUGGUGAGUUAGUGGUGUCUGAAGAACGGCAAUGCAAUUCGUCCGGGUCUGGCAGUAGGCAUCAAAGCGUAGAGAAGCUUAGCGGUAAUGAAUAUUCUGAUAAUGAGUAUUUUAGUUCUGAUCAUGAUGAGUUGGAAGCUGAAGAACCAGCUUCUCCAGCUCAGGGAGGGAUGAACAUGCUACUCGGUAGCAGGUCUGUGAAUGGGUUUCAGAAGCUAAACAAGAUAAACGAAGGUACAUACGGUAUUGUAUAUAGAGCGAGGGAUGAGAAAACCAAGGAGAUUGUGGCACUCAAAAAGAUCAAGAUGAAGGAAGACAAGUACGAAGAAGAGUACGGAUUCCCUUUGACGUCUCUGAGGGAAAUCAACAUACUUUUGUCAUGCAAUCACCCUUCCAUAGUGAACGUGAAGGAGGUUGUGGUAGGAGGGAGAAACGACAGCGAUGUGUACAUGGUCAUGGAGCACUUGGAACACGACUUGAAGGGCUUGAUGGAAAGAAAGAAACAGCCUUUUAGCACCAGCGAGGUCAAGUGCUUGAUGUUGCAGCUACUGGAGGGUGUGCACUACCUUCACACGAACUGGAUCAUCCACAGGGAUCUGAAGCCGUCUAAUCUCCUGAUGAACAACAGUGGGGAGUUGAAGAUUUGUGAUUUUGGUAUGGCGCGACAGUACGGUAGCCCUAUCAAGCCUUACACGCAGAUGGUUAUUACUCAGUGGUACAGACCACCUGAGCUUCUUCUAGGAGCGAAGCAGUACUCUACGGCUGUUGAUAUGUGGUCAAUAGGUUGCAUCAUGGCGGAACUCUUGUCUCAAAAGCCUUUGUUCCCUGGCAAGACUGAACUUGACCAACUACAAAAGAUCUUUGCAGUCCUUGGAACACCAACCGAGUCAAUCUGGCCUGGAUUCUCAUCGUUACCUAAUGCUAAAGCCAAGUUUCCCACACAAUCGUACAAUUUGUUGCGUAAGAAGUUUCCAGCUAUAUCAUUUGUAGGCGGUCAAAUACUUUCAGAACGUGGAUUUGACUUGCUGAAUGGUUUACUGACUUUGGAUCCUGAGAAACGUCUAACAGUGGAGGAAGCUCUCAACCAUAGUUGGUUUCACGAAGUGCCUCUCCCAAAGUCCCAAGACUUCAUGCCUACAUUUCCUCCAAGGCGUUAGAUGAGGCAAUGUAGAUUUUCAAGAGUAUCCCAUGUACCUUCUGUGUUUGUAUUUCUAAAAGUUCGAUUUUUUCUUAUAAUUAAAAGAUGGAGAGAACAUUAGUUAGAAAAUGGAGAAAAUGUAUAAUGUCUUUCUAUCACUUUUGUGACUCUAUCAUUUGAUCACAUUGACGAGAGCAACGGUUUCAAAA